Pieris napi is the source of this 3296-nucleotide messenger RNA. RefSeq lists its product as uncharacterized. Gene Ontology annotation, biological process: DNA integration. Gene Ontology annotation, molecular function: nucleic acid binding. NCBI's taxonomy places the organism in Eukaryota, Metazoa, Arthropoda, Insecta, Lepidoptera, Pieridae. The transcript has 2 exons. The record is from RefSeq and is a predicted model, not a curated record. The coding region runs from base 2151 to 3125 and encodes 324 amino acids.
UGCCGAUAUAUUAGAAUCUUUAAAUCGAAAUAACAAGUCAGAUAUCAAUGUUGGUAAACCUCAUGUUCAAGUGCGUUCUAACUAUAAUAAUAAUUAUAACACUAAUAACCAAUUUCUAAAACAAGGACAGGGACAAGGAAAUCAAAUAAAAACAUUUUUUAGUUAUAAAAAUAAUAAAAAUAAACAAUCAAAUACAAAAUUUUUAUGUAUAAUUUGUGAUAAGAAUCAUAAAAUAUAUGAUUGUCCUACUUUCAAGGACAAAGGUUUAGAUGAGCGAAUACAAGACGUAGUGAAAUAUAAACUAUGUCAGAUUUGUCUAAGGCAAGGUCAUUCCGUAAAUGAUUGUCGUAUGGGACCUUGUCGUGUGGCUGGAUGUACGGAAAAGCACAACAGUAUGCUGCAUUGCUCAUCCAACCCAUCUACAUCAAGCUCUCCUAAAAGAGACAGCGAUCAAACAAAUAUUUUUGUAAAUUAUGCUAACGAAGACACAUGUCACGUACUGUUGUCCACUGCUUUUAUUGAGGUGUCGGAUCCACUUGGUCAGCAAAAGAUCAAGGUUCGCGCGCUUCUAGAUUGUGGAAGUCAAGCUUCUUUUAUAACGAAAUCUUUGCAGAACAGAUUGUCAUUAAAGCCUAAUCAAGUUGACACUCUAAAGGUCAUCGGCAUUGGCAACUGUUCAAGUAGUGUAACUGAAACUUGUAAUAUUCAAAUAAAUUCAUUAAACAGCAAUUACAGUUCAAUGUUGUCUUGCUAUGUUUUAAAAGAAUUAACAGGGCAAUUACCUAAAGGCCCAGUAGAAAUAACAUUUAAGUUGCCUAGGAACAUGCAGUUGGCUGAUCCAAGGUUUGACCAACCUGCUCCAGUAGACGUCUUGAUAGGUGCAGACUUAUUCUGGGAUAUAAUAAGCGAUGGGCAAUAUUCGCUAGGCAACUGUGGUCCACAGUUAAGAAAUUCCCAUUUAGGUUGGUUAAUAUGUGGUCCUAUUUAUUCAGCAAGGUCUAGCAGAGCCAUUCAGUGCAAUCAAUGCUUAGUACCAUCUCAAAAGAAUAAAUUGGAUAAUCUGUUGAUAAAGUUUUGGGAGAUAGAGGACUUUCCCUAUAACUCAGUAUGUAGGAAAAGUUGCGAUGAUAAGGAAAGUGAACAGCAUUUUUUAGAAAACACUACUAGAGAUAGUGAUGGUAGGUUCAAUGUUAAAUUACCUUUCAAAAGGGCUAUAACUUGUUUAGGAAAUAGUUAUGGUUUAGCUAGAAAACGAUUUUAUAAUUUAGAAAAAAGAUUUAGGCGUGAUUCUCAAUUAAAGAUAGACUAUUCCAAAUUCAUUGAUGAGUAUAAAGAAUUAGGGCAUCUGUCAGUUUUAUGUCAGGGUAAGAUAUUUGAUGAAGGUCCACAUUAUUAUUUAUGCCAUCAUGCAGUGAUCAGGUCAGAUAGUGAGUCUACUAAGUUGCGCGUAGUGUUUGACGGUUCAGCAGCCACUACAACUGGUUACUCGUUAAAUGAUCUAUUAAAGGUAGGACCGAGCAUACAAGAUAGUCUUUUUUCUAUUUUGGUACGAGCAAGGCAACAUAAAUACUUACUUACGGCUGAUAUAGAAAAAAUGUAUAGGCAAGUAAAUGUUAAAGAAGGUGACAAAAAAUUUCAGCUGAUACUUUGGAGACCGAAUGAAUAUCAGCCUAUACAAACAUUAGCUUUAAAUACCCUGACAUAUGGAACAGCAUGUGCAAGUUACCUUAGUACACGAUGCUUAUGGCAAAUAGGCCAAGAGCAAGACGAUGAACUCAUAAAGGUCAUCAUCCAAAGAGAUUUUCUUGUAGAUGAUUUGUUGACUGGAGCUGAUGAUCCAGAAACAUUGAUUUAUAUACAAAAGGCUGUUUCAUGUGCUUUAAAGUCAGGAUGUUUUAAUUUACGAAAAUAUAAAACUAAUUUUCCGUCAAUUUUUACAAAAUUUGAAAUAAACAAACAAGAUAAUUUAAUAUUGAGUGAAUCCUCCAGUACUUUGGGUUUAGGUUGGACUCCUUCUACUGACACUUUUCAUAUACCAGUAAAAGAAAGUAUAUAUAUAACUGGACAACCAAUCACAAAACGAUUUAUUAUGUCAAAUGCUUUUAAAAUAUUUGACCCGUUAGGAGUAUUAAGUCCAGUUAUUAUUACGUAUGCGUGGGCAAACUCUUCAACCUAAAAUGGGAAAUCUUCCAGAACAGCGGAUUGCCCCAGAUUACCCUUUUUUAGCUGUAGGAGUUGACUACGCAGGUCCAUUUCUUAUAUUGAAUCGCAAAGGACGAGGAAGCCGCUUAAUUAAAUGUUAUUUGUGUAUAUUUAUUUGCUUGCGUUUCAAAUGUAUACAUUUAGAAGCUGUUAGUGACUUAACUAAAGAAGCUUAUAUAAUGGCACUACGUCGUUUCAUUGCUCGUCGAGGACGACCAACGGAAAUAUUUUCUGAUAACGGUACCAAUUUUGUAGCUGCAGCGCGAGAAUUAGGUUCAUUUAUCAAACAAAAUAAAGAUUCUCUAUUUGACUUUGCAAGUCAACAAUCAAUUAAAUUUAAUUUCAUUCCGGCAUAUACUCCUCAUUUCGGUGGUAUUUGGGAAAGUGGGGUAAAAUCUGCUAAGCACCAUAUACGGCGUGUUAUGGGAAACUGUCAUCUUACUUUUGAGGAAAUAUCAACUUUAUUUGCACAAGUAGAAGCAAUCCUAAACAGCCGUCCCUUGUGUCCCUUGUCAUCUUCUCCCGAUGACCUUCUUACCCUUUCCCCAGGACACUUUCUUAUUGGUCGACCAUUAACUUCGCUGCCUUCUAAAGGUCUUGAUGAAUUCAAAUUUAGUCACUUACAAAGGUACCAGAGAAUUGAGCAAUUAAGACAGCACUUUUGGAGACGAUGGCAAAAGGAGUAUGUGGUGGAAUUGCAACAGCGCACUAAAUGGAGAGAGAACUCUGCCAAUCUUAAUAUUGGGGACCUAGUGCUGAUAGCCGAGGACAAUACUGCCCCUCUCUGCUGGAAGUUGGGUCGAGUGCAGCGGCUGAUAAAUGGCUUAGAUGGAGUGGCCAGAGUGGCAGAAAUUAAAACCAGCAGCGGCUGCAUUACACGUUCGUUGGUCCGGCUGUGCAAGUUGCCGGUACAAGAAGAUUAAAUGAAGAAUGUUGAAAGAGUUUCAACGGCCGGGAGUAUGUUGCGACAUUGCGCAAUGUUUAUAUCAGGCGCAUUUUUUCAUUAUAAUAAUUGUAAGGUGGGGCGACGUGCGCCAUCACUUCUCUUUGUACUCGACUAGCGAAAGGUCAUAUUAAACAAGUUUGUACAAGAA